Blepharisma stoltei is the source of this 234-nucleotide messenger RNA. The record is from the annotation of a GenBank genome assembly. NCBI's taxonomy places the organism in Eukaryota, Ciliophora, Heterotrichea, Heterotrichida, Blepharismidae.
AUGCAAGAGCAAGUUCCAUCGGUUUUUGCUACUCCAUUCUUGGUAUCCCAACAGAAUUUGCAUGAUGUUGCACUUUUGCAAGUUUUACAUCCUUUACCACAUGCUACACAUGUAUCUGCAUUUAAGAAAUAUCCAGAGUUGCAUGUGCAGAAGCCUUGGUCAUUGAAACUUUGGCUAGGAUCAGUGCAACCACAAACGCCAUUUUUAAGAGUUGAGAAAGUACUUGUAUCAUAA